AUGGAAGAAAGCAAGGAUGAGACUGGAAAGAAAGCAGAGGAUGAAGUUCACACUCUAAAUAUAAACAUGACACGGGAUACUGAGGUUUCCCAAUCUCCCUCCACACUCAUUGUUGAAGGCCAGCCUUCUUCUGCUGCAGAAAAUGGAGAAACCAGCGCAAAUGUGCAACCCACCCCCAUCACAGAUAACGAAAAUGCUAUUAUGCCAAAACUCCAGAUAACUUUUAGCACAUUCACUGUCAAGAAUGGCGAAGAGCUAAAAGUAGAGGUCCCAGUGUUUGGGCACCCGGUGCCAAAGACUGAAUGGAAAAAAAAUGGCCAGGCACUUAAAGAAACAUCAAGGCUAGAGAUUUCAACUACAGCAUCACUGACAGUCCUUCAUAUCAGACAUGCUGUCAGGGAGCACUCUGGUCAGUACUCUGUCACAGCAGCCAACAGUGCGGGAAAAUAUACUGGGGAAAUCACUGUGGUUGUUCUUGAAAAGCCAGACCCACCCACAGGACCUGUGAGGAUUGAUGAAGUCAGUUCUGACUAUGUUACCAUCUCCUGGGAGCCACCUGAAUAUACAGGAGGCUGCCAACUAGACAACUAUGUAGUGGAGAAACGGGAAACCACGAGUAUGGAGUGGCAGACUGUUUCAGCAACAACAGUGAGAACCACAAUCAAAGUUACCAAGUUGAAGACAGGAAGUGAAUACCAAUUCAGAGUGUUUGCAGAAAAUAGGUAUGGAAAAAGUACUGCAAUCACAUCUCCUAUUGUAAUUGCUCAAUAUCCAUUCAGUGUUCCUGCUGCCCCUGGUACCCCUUUUGUUUCAGCUGUUACAAAGUACAGCAUGGUGGUUGAAUGGGAGCCUCCAAUCAGAGAUGGAGGCAGUCCUGUCACUGGCUAUCACAUUGAACGUAAAGAAAAGAACAGCAUUUUAUGGAGCAAACUUAACAAGUUUGUUAUAACUGAUGCUCGCUUCAAAACAAGCGGGCUUGAAGAAGGCAUUGAGUAUGAAUUCAGAGUCUGUGCUGAAAAUGUUGCUGGACUCAGCCCACCUAGCAAGAUAUCUGAAUGCUAUGUGGCAAGAGACCCCUGUGAUCCACCUGGUAAACCUGAAGCUGUUGUCAUUACUAGAGAAAAUGUCACACUUCAGUGGGCGAAACCCAAGUAUGAUGGUGGAAGCAGUAUUACAGGCUAUGUUGUUGAAAAAAAGGAGCUCCCAGAUGGCAGGUGGAUGAAAGCAAACUUCACCAAUGUUAUUGAGAAUCAGUUCACAGUCACGAGUCUGACUGGAGGGCAAAGUUAUGAGUUUAGAGUAACUGCUAAGAAUGGAGCUGGUGUUUGGAGCCCACCUUCAGAAAGUGUGACCAUCAUUGCGCAGGAUGUUAUUGAAGGACCCACAGCAUCCAUUGAUCCUAGGUUCAAGAGUACUACUGUUGUUCAGGCUGGAGAGACAUUCGUAAUCGAGGCUGAUUACUUUGGGAAGCCUCUUCCAGAAGUAACAUGGUUGAAAGAAGGAAGAGAAAUCGACAAAGUCACACCGAGAAUGGAGAUCAAAAACACCCUCACACACACAACCCUGACUGUCAGGGACUGCACACGAGCUGAUGGAGGACACUUUCUCUUGAACCUCAGUAACAUUGGUGGGACUACUUCUCUUCCAGUUAAUGUGAAGGUCCUAGAUAGACCCGGUCCUCCUGAUGGACAAAUGAAGGUGAAAGUUAUCAGUGCAGAGAAGUGCAAUCUUCACUGGAAUCCCCCUUUAAAUGAUGGAGGUGCAACUGUCUCACAUUACAUAAUUGAAAAAAGGGAGACCAGUCGUGUUACAUGGACAGGGGUAGAAGCUCAUGUUGAAGCUCUUAGUUACAAAGUGACAAAACUGGUACCUGGCAAAGAAUAUAUAUUCAGAAUUGCUGCUGUGAACAAAUUUGGAGUUGGUGAGUUUCUGGAAUCAGACCCCUUUAUUGCACAAAAUCCUUUCACACCACCGAGUGCACCUUCUACACCUGUAGCCACAGCUGUGACUGGUGACUCUGUAAUGCUAACAUGGGAAAGGCCUGAAACUGAUGGAGGUUCAGAGAUUGAUGGGUUCAUCGUGGAGAAACGUGACAAGGAUGGCGUCAGGUGGACCAAAUGCAACAAGAGACGACUAAACGAUUUGCGUUUCCGAUGCACUGGGCUCACAGAGGGACAUUACUAUCAGUUCAGAGUACUUGCAGAAAAUGCAGCUGGUCUGGGUGCUCCCAGUGAACCAAGUGAAUAUAUAAAAGUAUGUGAAGCUACUUACCCACCUGGCCCACCUACCAACCCCAAAGUGACAGACUAUUCUAGCAGUACUGUGUCUCUGACUUGGUCCAAACCCAUCUAUGAUGGAGGAGCCGACAUCAGUGGAUAUGUAGUUGAGAUGAAAGACGCAAGAGACAAUGAGUGGAUUACAUGCACGCCGAGUGCAGGUGUAGAGGACACACAUUACACUGUCAAAAGACUGAGAGAAAAUGCAGAGUACAGUUUUCGUAUUCGUGCAAUGAAUGCUGCUGGAGUUGGAGAGCAUGUGGAUUUACCUGGGUGUGUCGUCGCAGCUGAAAAAGUAGAGGCACCGGAGAUAGAGCUGGAUGCUGCCUUGAGGAAGAUUGUCAGUGUUAGAGUCUGUUCGACAUUACGUCUCUUUGUUACCAUCAGAGGAAGGCCGGAGCCUGAGGUUAAAUGGUCAAAAGAAGGAAAUGGUGCACUCAGUGAGCGUGCUCAAAUCGAGGUAACGAGCUCCUACACUGUGCUACUGAUUGAGAAUGUCAAUAGAAACGAUACUGGGAAGUAUGUGUUGACGGCUGAGAACUGCUGUGGCUCCAAAUCAGCAUUCAUCAAUGUGAAAGUUUUGGACUCUCCCAGUGCACCAACAAACUUAGAGGUAAAGGAUGUAAAGAGGGACUCUGUUUCUAUAUCCUGGGAGCCACCUUUGAUUGAUGGAGGAGCAAAGAUUUCACACUACGUCGUAGAGAAGCGAGAAGAGGCCAGAAAGGCAUUCACAAGCGUCUGUAGCAACUGUGUGAGGAAUUCAUUUAAGAUUGACAAUUUACAGGAAGGAUGCUUCUAUUAUUUUCGUGUCCUGGCUGUGAAUGAGUUUGGCACUGGGCUGCCAGCAGAAACCACAGAAGCUGUUAAAGUGUGUGAGGUGCCUCUGCCUCCUGGCAAGAUCACACUCAGUGAUGUCACGUGCAGUAGUGCAAGACUCUCGUGGGAAAAGCCGGACCAUGAUGGAGGAAGCAAAAUCUUAUCUUACAUUGUAGAAAUGCAAGCUAAGGGAGAUGACACGUGGACAAAAUGUUCAGAGAGUAAAGCACUCGAUGCAACUAUUAAUGGGCUGAAAAAAGGAAAGGAGUAUUUCUUUAGAGUAUGUGCAGCGAAUGAAAAGGGAAGGAGUGAGCCAAAGUGCCUGCCUGCAUCUGUGAUAGUGAAGGAUACCAGCACUGAGCCUACGAUCAGUCUGCUGUCCAACACAUUCAGCGUGAAGGCAGGAAAUGAUUUAAAGAUCGAUGUUCCAUUUAAAGGGCUGCCAUCACCAACAGCAGCCUGGAAAAAAGACGGCAAUGCGCUGAAAGAGACAAGCAGGGUAAAUGUUAGCACAUCUGACACAUCAUCGCAGAUCAUUAUCAAAGACGCAACCAGGAUAGAUGUCGGUGUGUAUGAGGUGACCCUGACCAACUCUGUUGGAACCACUUCGGCUCAAAUAUUUGUUAAUGUUUUUGAAAGGCCCGGACCACCAACAGACCUCAGUGUGGAUGAUGUUAGUGCUGACUUUGUGUCUCUGUCAUGGCAGCCUCCAAAUUACACUGGUGGAUGUCAAAUCACUAAUUAUGCUGUUGAGAAAAGAGAUACAGGUAGUACAUUAUGGCAGAGUGUAUCAGCUACAGUUGCAAGAACAUCAAUCAAAAUUUCUCGUCUGACACAAGGCACUGAAUACCAGUUUCGUGUUGCUGCAGAGAAUCGCUAUGGAAAGAGCCACUUUGUUGAGUCAGAGCCUGUUGUUGCUCAGUAUCCCUUUAAGCCACCCGGUUCACCAACCAAUCUUCAUGUUGUGCAGGCCUCAAAAUCUGUAAUGGUAAUCGCUUGGAGCAAACCAGAAAGUGAUGGUGGCAGCCCUAUUAUUGGUUACCAUAUUGAAUGCAAAGAUCAAAGCAGUAUUCUGUGGACAAAGUUAAACAAAAGCCCAGUGACAGAGAACCAAUACAAGGUGACAAGCGUUGAAGAGGGUCUGAUAUAUGAAUUCCGAGUGUGUGCGGAGAAUAUGGCAGGUGUUGGACCUUGCAGCAAGCCAUCUGAUCCUGUAGCAGCAAGAGACCAGUGCGAUCCCCCAGGCAACCUCACUGUCACCAAUAUAACUAACACUUCAGUAACGCUCUCAUGGGACAAGCCGGAAUAUGACGGUGGAGCUAAAAUAACUGGUUACAUCGUUGAGCGCAAAGAACUGCCUGAUAGUUGCUGGCUUAAGUGCAACUUCACAAACCUACUGGACACCUUCUUAGAAGUGACUGGCCUAACAGAGGGUGAACAGUAUGACUUUCGUGUUAUUGCAAAGAAUGCAGCUGAGCUCUUCAGUGCACCCUCUGAAACAACUGGAGCUGUUACAGUACAGCAUGAUGUAGAGCCACCCAAAAUUAUCUUGGAAGACAAAUUUAGACAGGUGGUGGUUGUCAAAGCAGGCGACUUUCUAAGAAUAGAAGCUGAAAUCUCAGGCCGCCCCAUUCCUACAGUGUUUUGGCUGAAGAAUGACAGAAAUAUUGGCACUAAGGGACGGGUUGAGAUAAGGGCAACAAAAAUGCAUACCUCUCUGCUUAUCAGAGAGACUGUUAGGAAAGACUCCGGUCAGUAUACUCUUACUCUGCAGAAUACAGGUGGCACCACAUCGAAGACUAUCACCUGCAAAAUACUAGACAGGCCUGGUCCACCUGCUGGACCCUUGGAAGUUUCUGGACUUUCAGCAGAAAAGUGCACCCUGUCAUGGGGGCCUCCUCAUGAGACUGGUGGUGCUGAGAUCAUGUACUACAUUGUUGAGAAGUGUGAAACCAGCCGCAUUGCUUGGACCCUUGUGUAUGGUGACAUGAUGUCAACUACCUGCAAAAUAACCAAACUUCUCAAAGGAAAUGAAUAUCUGUUUAGGGUGAGGGCAGUGAAUAAAUAUGGUGAGGGAGAGACUUUGGAAAGUGAGCCAGUCAAGGCCAUGGAUCCCUUUACCAUCCCAUCUGCUCCAACAGAUGUUGAGGUCACAAGUGCAACCAGUGAGGUUAUGACAGUUUGCUGGAAGAGGCCAGCCUCUGAUGGUGGCAGCCGCAUCAGCGGCUACAUUGUAGAGAAAAGGGAGAAGCAGGGGAUCCGCUGGGUCAGGGUCAAUAAGAAACCAGUCUAUGACCUACGAGUCAAAGCCUCUGGUCUGCAUGCAGGAUCUGAGUAUGAAUUCAGAGUCUUUGCUGAAAAUGCUGCUGGGCUUAGUGAACCAAGUCUGCCAUCCCCUCUCACCCUGGCAGAGGAUCCAAAGUUUCUUCCUUCCCCUCCGGCAAAGCCCACCAUAAUUGAUUCAUCCAGAUCCUCAAUCACGCUGUCAUGGAACAAACCACUGUUUGAUGGUGGAGCUGCAGUUACGGGGUAUAAAGUAGAAUUCAGAAAACCAACAGAAGAAGACUGGGCUGUUGCUGUUCAGAACACAGAUCGGACAGAGUUUACAGUAACUGGACUCACAACAGAGGCAAACUAUGUUUUUACUGUCAGAUCCAUAAAUAAGGUUGGUAUCAGUGACCCCAGCCCUGAAACAGACCAUGAAGUAGCCACAGAGCGAGAGGAGAAGCCCGUGUUUGACAUUAGCCCUGAGAUGAGGAAGACUCUGCUUGUUAAAUAUGGCAGCUCCUUCACAUUGACAGUGCCUUUCACAGGCAGACCUGUUCCCAGUGUGUCAUGGGACAAAGCAGAUGUUGAUCUGCGAGUCAGAGGAAUGAUCAACACCACGAGCUCUGCCACCUCUAUCACAGUUGAACAAGCAACACGUGAUGACUCCGGCAAAUACACCGUCAAACUGCAAAAUGCCGCUGGAUCUGCUUCUUUGACCCUAAAUGUGAAGGUUUUAGAUUCACCUGGUCCCCCAGCUCAUAUAACAGUUAAAGAUGUGACUAAGAACUCUGCCACUGUUACCUGGGACAUCCCUGACAAUGAGGGAGGGGCCCCUGUAAAGAACUACCUUGUAGACAUACGGGACAUUAGCAGAACGGGAUGGACGAAGCUUACGGACAAGUGUCGCCGAUUGUCUUACAAGGUGUCCGACCUGGAGGAGGGAGGAAUCUAUUUCUUUAGAGUCACAGGAGAAAACGAGUAUGGCAUUGGGCUUCCAGCUGAGACCAGAGAGGGAACAAAAAUGACAGAUACAACAGACUUGGAGACAAAUCCAGGAGCUUAGUUUGUCCCAGGUCAAGAAAAUCAAAUCCUGAAAAUCAGACAGGAUUUUCAAAUCACAUAUAGAUAUGUUUUCCUCUUUUGUCCAGAUGUGAGAGUCAGAGCGUAAUGAGUUGACAAGUUGGUCUCAUAUCAGCCUACUUUUGUGUCUUUUGGUUAGGGAAGUUGAUUAAAUGUGUAUGUCAUAUUUAUCAUGUCAAUGAUUUAUUUAUUUACUUUUUUCCCAUUCUGAAUAUGUCAAAAAACCAAACAAACAUGUAUCUAUGAUUUGGGAUGACUUUCGACUCUCAACUAUGUUACUGAUGGUGAUGGAAAACAAGAAGGACAGACAAUAUUACUUUAAAAGAAGCAGGCAAUCCAGUAACAACACUUUAAAUCUAAAAAAGCAGAGGCUCAGAACUUGGUUUUCAUUCUUUUUCAGGAAAGAAAAUGUUCAAAUGUUGGACCUCCGCCUUGUUUUUAUUUCUGGCUCCUUUGCGUGCAAAGUGCCAGGGUAGUAGGCUAAGUUGCUCACAGUGUUUGUUUGUGUGUGGUGGGGAUAAUUAUGUUAACUGCAAGGAAUUUCGAGGUUUUGUGAACACGUAAUUUAUAUUCUGGGUUGAAAAAGAGCUUUUGUUGAAGAACAAAGACCAUUGUCAGCAGAAGUCCUCACUAAGUACUAUAUAUUGUAUAUUUAAAAAAAAAAAAAAAGAAAACUCUUCUACUUGUUUAUUUUUU
Messenger RNA from Archocentrus centrarchus (flier cichlid), 7136 nucleotides. RefSeq names its product titin-like. The record is from RefSeq and is a predicted model, not a curated record. NCBI's taxonomy places the organism in Eukaryota, Metazoa, Chordata, Actinopteri, Cichliformes, Cichlidae. The transcript is spliced from 4 exons. Bases 1 to 6423 code for a protein of 2140 amino acids. Gene Ontology annotation, molecular function: protein binding.